AUGUGGCCCAAGUCCGGUGGUGUCCCACCGAACUACAAGAUACGUAAGGCUCGCACUAAAGGAUGUGUUCCCGACAACGUGGGGAUCCUUCGCCUUUGGGCCGUCGGUUUGAAAUGGGGUGUGACCCUUAGCUUUAAGGAUUUCAUUUACCUCUACGACUUGGCUUGUGUUAAGGGGGAAAGUCACUAUUUCUUUUUUACUUUUGGGUCUGGUAAAAAGGUAUUUAGUUGUAAGCCCACUUCCAGCAAGUACUGGAAAAACCAACCUCCCUUAAUCACUGGGGAGUGGGCGGCGCCUAAGAUGUUUAACAUGCCUAUCUCGUUGGCGUUUGGCCGAAAACCUGGUCUAACAAACCUCUUUUUUGGCAGUACUUCCUUCGGACAAAAGACUUGUUCAAAGACAUUUGUUCCGUCGACGUUGAACUUUGUUGCAGAGGAUUCAACGUCUCUUAUCCAGGCCAGCUUUCAAGAAAGGGAGGUUGAGUUAGCUCAACACAACAGCUCUGAGCACUGCGUAUCCGGGUUUGAGUCUGAUCAGUCAGAUAUGUCAGCGCCAUGCUCAUUGUCGAUCCCGGGCCAUAGGGAAAGGAGACCGGGAAAAGAGCCCAAGCUCUCCGGGUUUGCGAAGAAGUCUCGCCAUGCUUCACAGGUCGUUUUGGGUUUGGGCUCACCCAAUGUAUUCGCUUCGAGUACUCUGUCCCGACCUCAGCAAGUCCCUCGUGCCCCCACUCCUGUUAGCUCACUAGGCGAGAACGACUUCACGACCAUAAUUGACGAACAUAUGUGGGGCUACCAAUCACAGUGCUUGAACGCGAUGAUUGGAAUUCGCAAAGCGCAAAUGGCGAGGUUUCAGGCUAUGAGCCGCGAGAUAUGCGAAAAAAGGGCAACCAUCGAACUUAGUGAGAAUCGCAUCAAGGAAUGUGAGACUGAGCUUGAAUGA
Messenger RNA from Prunus armeniaca (apricot), 939 nucleotides. The record is from the annotation of a GenBank genome assembly. NCBI's taxonomy places the organism in Eukaryota, Viridiplantae, Streptophyta, Magnoliopsida, Rosales, Rosaceae.